Scleropages formosus (Asian bonytongue) is the source of this 3112-nucleotide messenger RNA. It is a transcript of the gene fbxw5, whose product is annotated as F-box and WD repeat domain containing 5. Lineage: Eukaryota; Metazoa; Chordata; Actinopteri; Osteoglossiformes; Osteoglossidae. Bases 133 to 1938 code for a protein of 601 amino acids. Gene Ontology annotation, molecular function: protein binding. The transcript is spliced from 10 exons. The record is from RefSeq and is a predicted model, not a curated record. Gene Ontology annotation, cellular component: Cul4-RING E3 ubiquitin ligase complex; SCF ubiquitin ligase complex. Gene Ontology annotation, biological process: protein ubiquitination.
UUCCUAGCAGACGGCAAAACGACAGAGUAGGAAGAGCGUAAUCGUUUAAUAAUUGUUUUGUUUCUGCACCUUAACAUCGAUUUAAAAACGUAGAUAUAUUGCGAACAGCCACAUUGCAGACAGGAUGUCAGGAUGGCAAGUUGUCCAGCUCUGCCGGACAGCCUGGUGCUUGAGAUCUUCCUGCACCUGCCCCACAACGCGGUGCUAAAUGCUGGCCUCACCUGUCGCCAGUGGCUGGCUGUGUCCCGAGAUGAGUUUCUCUGGAGGGAGCUCUUUUACAGCUACUACCGUAUCCCCCGCUCAGUGCCUCGACACCCAGCGGCUGUGUCCUGGUAUGGGGAAUUCAGGCGGCUCUUUGACUGCAUCCCAUGUGUGGAGGUUCAGACCCUGAAGGAGCACCAUGACCAGGUCCUGCACCUGGCCUUCUCGCAUCGCGGCCACCGCUUCUCUUCCUGUUCCAAGGACUGCACGGUGAAGAUCUGGGACACAGAGCAGCCGGAUGGCUCCAUCGCCCUGCUACACAGCUCCAGCAUGCGGGCGUACAACUGGGGAUACACUCAGUUCUCCCAGUUCAAUGCCGACGACAGCCUCCUGCUGGUUUCGGGGGUGUACCUGGGCCCACACCACUCCUCCUCCGGGGAGAUCGCCGUCAUUAGCCUCGAUAACUACACGCUGCUCUCCCGUGUGCGAAACAAACCCUAUGAUGUGUUUGGCUGCUGGCUGAAUGAGACUCAUCUUAUUUCCGGAAACCUCCACUGGAUUGGAAACAUGACUUCCUGCUCUGUGCUGUGGCUCAACAAGGCCUUCCAGGAUGUGGAGUCAGAGAAUGUAAACGUGGUCAAGCGCCUCUUCAAGAUCCAGAACCUUAAUGCCAGCAGCAUCCGCACAGUGAUGGUGGCUCACUGCCGGCGGCACGACUCGCCUGACCUGCUCCUGGACUACGAGGCCCAGUCGCGAGCCCGGGAGGAGGGUGACGGACAGCACCAACGGCAGACCCACCACCCAAUGUUUUUCGACUUGGGCAGUGAAAGUGAGGAGGAGAGUGAUGAGGAGCUGCCUCAGGCCCCCCCCUUGAGAUAUGAUCUGCACAGGCCUCACAAUCGCACAGUGAUGCAGGGUAAGCCCAGCACAGAGCAGGAGCGGGAGCUUGAGGCUGAGGUGGCACGAAUUCUGGGUAGAUCUCGCACUCGGGCCCCUGAUCCUGACCUGAUGUCCCCAUCCACCCCGGAGGAGGGCGAGGACAAGACGUACUUGUUGUUCACAACAGGCAGCCUUACCUACUCCCCUCACCAGAUUGGGAUCAAGCGGAUCAUGCCAGAUCAGAUGACCACGUGCGGGCCAGUUCUGGGUGAGGAGCGCAGCUCGGAGGAGUUCUUCGACUCGCUGGAUUACGUGAUCGACAUUCAUGGUCACAUCAUCGGCAUGGGCCUGUCUCCUGACCAUCGGUAUCUGUACGUAAACAGCCGGGCGUGGCCAGCAGACUGUGUGAUAACAGAUCCUAUGCUGCCACCACCCAUUGCUGAAGAGAUUGACAUGCACGUGAUCGACUUGAAGAGUCUUCGAGAGGAGAGGCGGAGCCUAAGAGCCCAUCGAGCCUUCACACCUAAUGAUGAGUGCUUCUUCAUCUUCUUGGACGUCAGCCGUGAUUUUGUGGCCAGUGGUGCGGAGGACAAGCACGGUUAUAUCUGGGAUCGCCAUUACAAUAUUUGCCUGGCACGGCUGCGACACGACGACGUAGUGAACUCGGUUGCCUUUAGUCCCGCCGACCAGGAGCUCCUGCUGUCGGCCAGCGAUGACUCCACCAUCAAGGUGUGGCGCUCACCCCGCAUAGUGCGCCUUGCCCAAGCCCCUCCACGGCCUCCCCGUCAUCGGAAACUGCUCCCCUCCUGGCUCGGGCGAAGGAACACCGACUCUACGUUCCUCAAUGGCAAACCCUAACUAAUAUGCUGAGGGAAGCAAGGGAGCCUUUUUAUUUUGUUUGAGAAACAAGUUUAUUCACCUCCGGUUGACCUUCUGUGUCCACCCUCUGCCAACAUUUUUGUUUUUAAUAUAUUGUUCCAUGCUGGGAACAGUCAGCUUUUUGAGCAUCCUAAACAGGGAGGCGCCAAGUCGAAGACACAAAGGCGCCAUUGAGACACUUUAGUCUAUGUCCUGCCCUCUCGUUUUUAAGCUGACGCUGUUAUAACCAGCUGUGUUCGAUCUGUGUGGAAGCGCCACUUCACGUGGUUUUGGACCACUCCCAGAGGAGCCCCUGCACACUCUGAGAACUUCUGAUUAGGUAGUAGAGCAGAGACAAUGUGUGUGGCUGUCCUUGUAAUUUUAUUCAGAGGUUAUUCGUAACGUGUCUUGAGGAAUGAGGUGGGGGGAAAAUGGAGAGGAAGAGACUGGGAUGAAGCAGGCAGACGAAGGAAAGGACACCGUUUGGAUGGGUCAAGAGGGAGUCAAGUAGCGAGCAGGGUGGAACAGCCACGUCGAUGUGUCCUACCUUCCCUAGUUAACUGUCCGCUUCGUUUCCUACCUGCGUCUUUUCCGAAGUUUUAAAGUCUUUUAACAAGAUGUGACGCCACAGCACGUAUAUAAUGCAUGCGUGUGUAUAGAAACAUAUUAAAUGUCAAGGGGGCUCAUGACGGAUCGCCACAAAAGGUGUCCCGUUUGACACAGUUCGAGGUGAAUAAGGGGCGACCAACGUUUUUAGGCUGUCUGCACUUCACUACGAGGGCUAAAAUGGAUCCCACUCCUAAUGCACGCUGUUACUGUGGGUAGCUGUGUGUGGGUGGACAACUUGAGCUGUCAGUAAGAGUGACAGUUCGACUUGUUCGGCACAACAGUGUCAUCCACUCUGCGCGUUUUGGUUCCAGGCUUUAAUGUUCUGGUAAUCCGUCCUUUGGAGCAUUUAUCUUAAGACACGGGGUGCCACUGAUCCUCAGUUGGGUUACAGUGAACAAAUUCAUGAAGAUUAAAGUAAUGAUGAAAUAAUGUGCAAAAAAUGACACAUUUUCAUCAGUAUCUAUUUCGGUCUGCCCCUCUGCAAUGCUGCUGCUGCUGCUGUAGCAGAAAUGAGGCGUUUUAGCGCCUUUGCUGUUAGUGGCCUCAGACAGCAGAGGGCACUGCU